Botrytis byssoidea is the source of this 2385-nucleotide messenger RNA. RefSeq lists its product as uncharacterized. Gene Ontology annotation, biological process: regulation of DNA-templated transcription; DNA-templated transcription. The transcript has 3 exons. The record is from RefSeq and is a predicted model, not a curated record. Gene Ontology annotation, molecular function: DNA-binding transcription factor activity, RNA polymerase II-specific; zinc ion binding; DNA binding. Lineage: Eukaryota; Fungi; Ascomycota; Leotiomycetes; Helotiales; Sclerotiniaceae. Bases 1 to 2385 code for a protein of 794 amino acids.
AUGGAAACUAGAGUUCCUACAGCACCCAUAAGUCUGUCAAAGCCUAAUGGAAUAAUACAGACCACCUCGUCUCCAGAUACAUCCCUUGAUCGUGGUACCAGUAUAGAAAGAGGAAGAGAAAAGGGGGCAGUGGAUCGAAAUUGCCGAAAUAGAAAAGAAAAAUGCUCUGGUGAUAAACCAUGCAAUUCAUGUGUUAAGCACAAUCGAGAGUGCUCAUACACGCCACUGAAGUCACGGGGUAGGAAGAAAAAGAGACCUCGACUUGAUUUGGAUCCUCUCGAGGAGACGCAAGAUCCGGGAUUGAGAGAUGGUUCAACAGCGUCGCCUAUCGUAAUGCGCCCAGAAGCUCAUCGACCACUAGCAAUUGACAACAACGGACCACUUGCAGUCAAGAGACGUCGAGAGCUACGUUCUUCUGGUAUUGGAUGUAUUUAUCGCACCAAAAAUUCAAGCAAUGAACGAUUAGGAGCGAUGCGCGUUUGGGGCUUGGACCAAUUUGCCUUCCCACCUGAGCGUCCCGAAUACCAGCAUCAUAAUGAGAGCGGUACAUCUCUGCCCGUUCAUCUAAGUAAAGAUCUUGGGGAUUAUUUCAUUGGUACUUAUUUCAAGGUCGCUCAUCCACAGUGGCCCUUCCUUCAAUUGCGCGAGAUUCGCGAAGAUUGGGAGUUAUUCUGGGAGCCUCCGCCACCAGAACGAGACGCUUAUUAUAGUAGCAAAUUAACUCGGAAAAAUAUUGUACUUAUGGUGCUUGCGAUUGGCGCCGUAAUGUCUAGUCUUUCUCCUGAUAAAGAUGCUAAGGUUAUGGCUAGAUGGGCAUCCUACUUGUCAUCACGUGCAAUACUGUCUGGUUCGACUUUCGAGGACGCCUCCCUCAAGGGUGUUCACCUACUUCUUCUGAAAUCUAUAUAUGGCAUCGAAUUAAUGCGACCAAAUGACUCUUAUCUCUACGUAGGUCAUGCAGCGCUGAACGCACUUGCAUUAGGCAUGAAUAGGGCCCAGGUCGCCAACGGCACCCGACCCAAUAUGCAUCGUCUCCGCGUAACAUUUUGGAAUCUUUACUCGACGGAAAAGCUCGUUUCUCUAUUUCAUGGUCGGGCAUCUUGUUUGAGAGAUGACUUCAUUGAUACUGCCUUUCCCGAAGAUCUACCAAGCUUGGAGCCGGAAAAUGAUACUCCAGAAGAAAUUACAGACAUGGCAUAUGUCCGUGCUAUGGCUACCCUAGGCCGUGUGGCUGAUCGUAUUAAAAGCGGAAUAUACUUCUACGGCGGAGUCGCAACUGAUUCCGCCAAUAUUCCCCAUGUUACCCGCGAGUGUGAAUCGGCUUUAGAAAAAGCGAUGGGAGACCUUCCCCAUUUCUUGCACUUUUUUGAUCCUUCGAUGCCUCCAAGUCCUCAAUUGUGGCAUGAAGUUCAACGUACACAUCUUGGAUUACACUACUAUCAUUGUAUCGUACUCAUUCAUCGUCCUGUAAUAGCUUUCGUGAGCAGACACGCAUCAAAGGCCGAAGCUUUGGCCGCAGCCCAAGAAUUAGGCUUCACGAAUAUAUUUGACUCUGUCGAAAAGGCCAUGUCCGCAUCGAAAAAACUCAUUACCCUCGCGCUUGAUGCCUAUAAUACGCGUGCCAUUCCGAUGAGGCAAGAUUCUGGAGUCGCUUAUAAUAUUGUGGGUGCUUGUCUUACCUUGCUCUAUGAUGUUUUAGGUGGGCCUAAAAAGAGUUGCGCUGGUAACGUCGCAGCUACAUUCAAAGCUGUGGAAGACGGUCUUCGUUGUUUGAGUUUUAUGGAGCACUCUGGGCCUAAGAUUGGGGGAACGCUUAGUUCACUCAUAAUGCGUGUGGCCAAAGAUGCUUUUCGCUCUGCCCAAGGCCCUAACCCAGAUGAUUUACCCGAUGGCAACGGAACAGCUGCUUAUGAUGCGGCGCCUUUAUAUGAACCUAUUCAAGAGAACACUGAAACUGUAAAUGCUAUUGAUAAUGAGCUAGAUACACUACUUGGACAGUUUCCAUGGCUCGCAAACACAACUGCAAAUACACCGAACUCUCACUCUGCCACAGAAAUACCUCUAGCCAACACUUCGGGUCCACUUCACAAUGCUUCUGGUGCCAAUUUUCCCACUUCCUCAAAUUAUGGGAGUACACCACAACAUGACCAGCUUCAGCAAUAUCCAACUCAAGCUUUUCCACAAAGUUCGGACUUUCUCUUGAUGCCAUUAUAUGGCUUCGAGGGAUCAACGCCGCAACAGGCACCUACGCACGAAGCUGCGGUUGCUGAGAAUACCAGCGGCGGUAGCAAUACAGGUGUAAAUCAAUGGGCUGAUGUCAACGGCCAGGUCUUUACGGAUCAUGGUAUGUCGAAUGGUAAUGGUGUACCGUGGGGCUUGCUGUGA